Messenger RNA from Centropristis striata (black sea bass), 482 nucleotides. RefSeq names its product histone H4. Gene Ontology annotation, biological process: nucleosome assembly. The record is from RefSeq and is a predicted model, not a curated record. NCBI's taxonomy places the organism in Eukaryota, Metazoa, Chordata, Actinopteri, Perciformes, Serranidae. Bases 125 to 436 code for a protein of 103 amino acids. Gene Ontology annotation, molecular function: protein heterodimerization activity; DNA binding; structural constituent of chromatin. The transcript has a single exon. Gene Ontology annotation, cellular component: nucleosome.
GUCUCCGCCCACCGAGAGACGUCUCAGCUGUUCUCUAUCACGUCCGCAUUUCAGAUGUAAAUAUCGGCGAUCAGACAGAUUCAACUCAUUGGUUUCUGACGACCUAAACUCAGUAGAAGAGAAAAUGUCUGGCCGCGGUAAGGGAGGGAAAGGACUCGGUAAAGGAGGCGCAAAGCGUCACCGUAAAGUUCUCCGUGAUAACAUCCAGGGGAUCACCAAGCCCGCUAUCCGCCGUCUGGCUCGCCGUGGUGGAGUGAAGCGGAUCUCCGGCCUGAUCUACGAGGAGACCCGUGGUGUGUUGAAGGUCUUCCUGGAGAACGUGAUCCGUGAUGCCGUCACCUACACCGAGCACGCCAAGAGAAAGACGGUGACCGCCAUGGAUGUGGUGUAUGCUCUCAAGAGGCAGGGACGCACUCUGUACGGCUUCGGAGGUUAAACAACACACUGCUGCUACAAACACAAAGGCUCUUUUAAGAGCCCCA